CAGCAACAACAACAGCAGCAGCAGCAGCAAAUGCAGCAGGCUGUCCCCCGCGAGGCACCCUCGCCUCUUCUCCUCGCCACAUCACCCUCUUGUCUGCCUUCACCCACAUAUCUCUCCAUCUCUGGCACAACCCCAACAAUCUCUCCCUCGCCGUCUCCUCUCCUCUCUGCGUCCUCCUCCUCCACCGGCCUCUCGUCAUCCUACCAGCGGCACCAGCUCAAAUCGCGAAACCCGACCCUCAGCAUGGCGAUGCCUCCGUCUCCUCGCUUCCCCGCUUCGGCUUUCUCCAGAGUAUACGGCCAAAAUCCCAUCUCCGAUAUCUCCUCCGACACGACCCCGUACCUGGUCCCUGUGGGCUCACCUUCCGGCCCCGUCACCCCCAUGCAACUCGCAGACGAAGAGUUCCAGUUCCCGGUCGCCGGAACCUCUCCUCUAACCACACCAUCAUACCCCACUCCCGGCAUAUCCGCUUCUGCAUCUCAAUCCAACCUGCAAUCCAGUCUCGGCUGGCGACAACGACAACAGACAAUCAGCAAACCUUCCCCGUCAAACGCCUUCCAGCGAGGCUCAAAGUACAGUCAAUCUGCCUUCUCACGAACAACAAACACAGUCAACAGCAACAACACCGGCCCAGGAUUCACAACCACAUCUUCCUUCCUGACCGCUGCUCUCAACGCGAGCGCGUACGCUGCCGACGUUAGCCAGCUUCGACGACAACCCAGCAACGGCGCGAGCAGCUCCAACAACGCGAGCAUCUCCGCCGCUGCUGCCGCCGCCGCUGCAACGGCCGCCCUACCCAGCGCCAGCUCUUACUUGGCAUCCAGCUCUCCUUCUCCUCUAGCAUCACCAAGAUCCCCUUGGUCUCCCUCGUCGCCAGCAAUGUCUGACGGCGAUGUCGAGGAGAUGGAAGAUCUUCGAAUGGACGGCGUAUGAUUGCCAUCCCUGAUAUCUUUAUGGCCAUGGUUUAAUGUUUUUGUUGCUUCAUCGGGUUUUUGUUCAAUAUUAUGGGUGUGGUUAGGGAGAGCAAGCAGCAUUUAUCCAGGUUUAUUUCAUUCCUUUGAUCUCAUUUUUCUAUUUCAUCAAUUUUUUAGUGUCUUUUUUUUUGUUUUGGCAUCGGUGCACUCACGGAUUAUUUUGCUACUUACAUUAUUACAUAUAAAUCACUAAACAACUCCAAAUGAGUGAAAUCUAUAUUGUGUUGGAUAUCGGGCAGCUCUACGAAAAGAAACAAUCAUAACUUGUUUUUGUUCAUUCUAGCAGGACUUUGGGAGUGCAUGUAUUUGUAUAGUUUUCUAUUUGCCCUACUUAUGCGGGAUGAUUUUAUCGCUAUAUCAGCUCGCUUCUUUGUUUCUCUCUUUUGUCUAUAUGUCAAUAUACUUCUGAAUAUCGCGGACUUUGGGUGACUGUUACAUUAAUUCUAAUAUACAA
This is a messenger RNA of Myxozyma melibiosi, 1428 nucleotides long. RefSeq lists its product as uncharacterized. The transcript has a single exon. NCBI's taxonomy places the organism in Eukaryota, Fungi, Ascomycota, Lipomycetes, Lipomycetales, Lipomycetaceae. The record is from RefSeq and is a predicted model, not a curated record. Bases 31 to 933 code for a protein of 300 amino acids.